AUGAUUGAUUUAUACUAUGUUGCCGUGGGCUGUCUACUUGUCUAUAUUUGUGUAUUGAUUGCAUUGAAUCGAAUUCCACAUGUUUCCAUUGGAUAUAUUGGAUUGUUGUCAAUACGACAUGUUACAAUUGAACUUAAUACGACGACGAUAUUUAUUAAGAAAUUAGCAUUAAGGUUCAACUUUUUGAAAAGUAGAAAGAAAUCAGGAUUGAAAUUGAUAAACUUUGAAGUCAUUGAUGUUAAUGUUACCCAAAGAAAUGACCAGAACCAGUUAAAGAAGAAAGACAAGUUGGGAGAGAUGAAGGAUAUUUCAAUAGAAGAUCAAUUAUAUUUUAGAAUACCCAAAAGGUUCUUCGAUUAUAUUAUCUCAACAGGUAUCAUCAACAACAUUAAUAUUCGUAUAUUUAGAUGUUCAAUUUUCCUGGAGAAAUUUCAUCACGAUUUGUUGGUUUUCUUAGAUUAUACUCGAUUGGAGGCUAAAUUGGAUGCAAAUAAUGACAUACGAUUUACAGUAACAUUGGUAACAGGUUCAUUGCAAAGCAAUUCUACUCAAGAACUAAAAGCAAACUUAUACAGAAAUGUGGAAUUUUAUAUAAAUUGUAAGACAAUUGCCACUUGUGCUGUGAAUAAUACUAAUUUGAUUGAUGUUCACCUAAGUGAUUUUAAAAUUUCAUUGUCGAUUGGACGAUUAAAUAUACCGUUAGCUGUAUUUCAGAGAGACAGUGAUAAAAAUGUGACAUUUACUGAUAGUAGUGAUCAAAGAAGGGGUUCUGAAGAUGAUGGGUUGAAAGAGGACAUUGAUUUGACAAAAUAUUCAAAAAUGAUUCAAGAUAUUAUGAAGGUAUACACGCUUACUGAAUUAAGAUUGGAAGAUUCUACAUUAUCUAACGCAUCAAUGAGUAUGAACUUGUCUAACUUUGUUAUGUCUUUGACAAAAAUUGAAAAGGAAGACUCAGAUAACCUUAAGUUAUCCAUUUAUGUGGCAUCAUAUAAAAUUUUCCAUAAAGGCACUAAAUGUUUUGAAUUGCCGUCAGGUACAUUGUCAUAUGAAGUGAAUCCAGUACAGGUGGUUCAAGUCUCACAGGUCCUACUCAAUCAUGAGGGAGCCAGUACCGAAACGAUCAAUUUUGAUUUGUCGGUCAUGUUAACAAACCCAACAUUUGAUUUUUACUAUGACCAACAAGAAAUUAUAUUUGCAAUAUUGCGUAAUAAUAUGACAAAACGAAGAAUGAGGAGGAUGAGAAAAGCAGCAGGGGUAGAUAGGAAAGAUGAAAUCAUCACUAAGCUUAUUUUGGCUUCAAAAAUGUUGAAAGAAAUUUCCACAAGAUUAGUUAUUGUUGAUACAACACUUCAUAUACAUCUUCCACCGUUGUCAUCACCAAGGGAUGAAGAAUCAGAAUUUAAUAGAAUGUCGAAGGACAAUCUAAAGAUUACAUUCUCGUUACUGGCAUUAAUACAUAAACUCUUUACCAAGAAUUAUCAGAAAUUAUUUCGAAGUAGGAAUAAAGCGAGAAAGAAGCCAUCUAUAGAUGCAUAUUUCAAAUUGAAGGAAUUCAGUGGAGAAGUAGAUGGGAAUCAAACGCAAAUCUCCAAGAUUGACGCGCUUAUGGCAUAUAAUCUCCAAGAUAAUUCUAUAGCUAUAAAGGUGGCCAGCAAGACAAUGAGUAUUAGUUCUGUGAAUGAUAUCAUAUUUUAUACUGUUCGGCAAUUCCGAAAUAGGCAAAGAAUCUAUUUUAAUCAAAAGUACACUGAGAUCAUGAAUGAAAUUGAAGCAUAUCCUGAUGAAAGUGAAAGCAUUUUGGAGGGGUUAGGUCAGGAUGGAGACGACGAGGUUAGGUACGUGAAAUUAUUUGAGUUCCUUCCUUCAAUAAUCUCGUCAGUGAAGAUUGAUUUAAAGACUAUUCUUGUGGAUAUCAUAUGUAAAGAAGGAUUACCAAAUCAUAUCAUAUUUGAUGAAAAGUUAAAAAAAGAAGUUAAUUUGGCAGAUUUCCGUCGUGGUGUGUCAUUGAAAAUUUCAGAUGUAGGAUUCAAUUAUUCGCGGUCCAAAGAAUUACUAGAUUCAUCUGUGAAAUCGAUUCAAUUGUUUACAUUAAGUGAAUAUCUGUCUGAGUACAUUGAUGAUUUUGACCAAGUGAGUGACUUCCAUUUAGACUCUGACUUCAAUGAUUUAUCUACUAUAAGUUCAAUCUCAAGUUCGACAAUUGGUGAUUUUGGUGAAUAUGAGGAAGAAGAAAGUAGUAGCAUCAAGAGAAUUAAGAAUGUGUUACAUAUUCGAAAUUUAUCCAUUUCAAAUAAUAAAUCUGGUGACAGGAAAGCAGAUCCAAACAGAUUGAUGGUAUCGGUUUCCGAGAUCGACUCUCGAGUUGACAUGUUUUUCGUGUGGUGCAUCUUUUACGCUAAGACAUUGUUAAAACAAUUCGCCCCUACUGUAGAAAGCAAUUGUAGUAAGGAAGCUCUCAAAAGAAUUUCGGGGCCAUCAAAAGUGGUUAAGUUGGAUGUGGUUUUAGAUUCGGUUUCGCUUGUGGCACGUUUACCCAACAAAGUUGACAUUCUAAUUGAAGUGGAUUCAGCACAAUUACGUAAUGCUAUAGUUUUAAAAUCGGUCGAAAUCAAUCACAUCAGAUUGUAUGUUGUUCACCCAGCCACUAAAUUAUGGGCAAGAUUAUUGGUGAUAUCACAGCCUCUUUUCAGUAUUGAUGUAUCAAAAACUUACCACGAUGGAAAAUUUGAAAUCCUGCCACAGGCAAUUAGGUUUGAAAUUCCAAAUCAGUUCUUGUUUUAUACUGUGAUUGACAAUUCCAUCUCAUUUUUCAAAGCUAUUAAACAGCUUCUGCAUAAUUUUAAGUUUUUUCAUAUUGGAUUUGAGAGAUUUGAUCGAGUGUUCCCUGGUGAAAAUUCCGCAGUGAAGUUCCCUUAUGUGAGAAUAAAGACUCCUAUCUUGGGAUUGAUUUUGGAGAAUGACCCUUUUGAAAAUGAAUUGGCGAUGAUUUAUGAAAUAGGGGCUAUCGAACAGAGAUUGAGGUUGAAGAAAUUGAAGGAGUUUGAGAAGAAAUCAGAGGAAAUUCUAGAAGGUGCAAAAUGUGACGAUGAAGGAAUCGAAGAAAAGAUCGAACUUUCAAAUGAGCAAGCUCCAAAUAAUGCUCCAAGAAUUAAUAGUACAUUGAGAACGUUGACUUCAAAUUCAAAGAAUAGCGGAAGUCCCACUAGGAACCUGUCUCUGGGCAGCGAAACCAAAGUGUCACAGGGAUCUUCCUUGUUUAAAGAUAAGAUUUUCAGAAGGAGAAGACAUAAGCAAAUUGAAGAUAUUGCUGAAGAAGAUGAACAAGAAAUGGGAGGAUAUACAGUUGAAGAUGCCGAAUUGAGAAUUGAGGAAGCAAAACGGCGAUUGUAUCAAAACUUCUCUUGCACGUGGAUUUCCAAAUUCAGAGUAUUUAAGCAAGAAAGGCAGUGUCUGUGGAAGAAGAGAGGUGAAGCUGUUUGGGGAAAAGAUGAAAUCAGUCAAGUUAUGAAAGAUAAAUAUGAAAUAUUGGACCAUUCCGUUGGAAUUCCAUUGAUGGGAGCUGUGUUUCGUGAUUUUGAUUUGGUCUUGGAUAAGUUUACGCAUACGCAGGAUCUUGACAAAUUUUUGUAUGAUUACGCCAAGCAACAGCCAAAGCUAGUCUAUUCUAUCCUAUGUCCAUUCUCCCUUGAUUUAAAAGCCAGGAAAUUAUAUAUGUUCCUUCGAGACUAUCCGAUACCCUUGGUUUCGUUUCCGACAAAUAGCGAUCCAACAAAACCAACCAUUCAUGUGCAAGCAAAUUUGGUAAUAAAUGAAAAGCUAUUCGAACGUAAGGAGGAAUUAAGACAUAUUUUUGUAGGUUAUUCUCCUGCAAUUGAUCCCAACGUUCACAAGGUUGAUAAUUUUUAUUCGGUCUAUAUCCCAAGAACAUUAACACCUGUGAAACUCGCUUGCGAUCUUCGUUGUGAUUUAAAUGCUGAUAGAGCAUGUAUGAUAAGUUGGUGUAAAUCAUAUCAACCAAGUUUGAGUAUGAUGUUUCAAGCUUUUGACAACUUCACGAAGCCGGCUAUUGAUGAUAGUCCAUUAGGAUGGUGGGAUAAAGUUCCAUUAAUGAUGCAUGGCAAAUUCCAAUUUAAUAUUCCGAACGAAUUGUGUCUCCAUAUGAAGAGUUCCACGGAUCCCCAUGAUUUGGUUGGGAGGGCUAGUGGAUUUGUUUUUUGUUGGAAGAAUAAUGUGACGUUGACUAUAGAUGCUACUAAGAACAAUAGCAAGGAGUUGAUUGUUUUGGAAAGUGAUGAUUUUAUGUUUGCAGUUCCUAAUUAUUCGGACCAAGAGAGAAAUAUUUGGAGUUUAUUUUAUGACGAGCAUGAUGAUCUUAGUCAGCAUGAAGAUUUGGAGGCGAAGAAAUUCUACAAACGAGUUAUUAAAUUAACGUCCGAUGAUAGGGUCAAGUGGAUUUUCGGAAUGAUGUUUGAGAGGAAUAAACAUCCAACGACGAAGGCUUUGUCGGAUCAAGAGAUUAGAGUUUCGAAAUUUAAACCCCAUUAUGAAAUUGUAGUCACUAAUCCUGCCGAAGAUUAUCACCCAGAUUCAUAUGAAGGAUAUCGGUCUGACUAUAUUCAUAUGUCACUUGCAGUUAUUUCAAAGUCUAAAGCCGGUAACUCACAUAACGCAAUUUAUUUAUCACCCUUAACAUUCCAGUAUUUCUUUUAUUGGUGGGAUCUAUUAAUUCAUCAUAAUGUAAUGCCCGUAAGAAAUGGAAGUUUGUUUCAGGAUAGAAACCAGGUGAAAAAGUCUCAUGUUAAGAUGGGUCCGCAUUUGUUCACUAUUAAGUAUCAACUUGUAUUCAACCCAGUUAUUGUUUCCCAUAUGUAUAUACACUCGACUAGUGAUGUACCCGACAAGAAUAAUAGGAUUGCGUUUACUGGUCUAAAGGGGAAAUUUACUAAAUUCGAAGUUGAUCUUCAUCAAAGAAAGGAAACUGUGAUAUAUUUGAAUAAGAAAUUACAUAGACAGACUAAAGUGAGACAUUUGAAAAUGAAUCAAGCUGAAAUUAAUCUAGAGAAUGCAGAUGUUAGAUUAUUGAACGCUAUUUUCCCUGAUAAGUGCAUAACUGCACGCUUGGUCACAUAUUUAGAUGGGUCAAAAUCAUCAACUGGAUCCUCGACAACAACCUCAAGUAGUCUGUCUGGUGGAGACAAUUAUAAGCAAACUUUCCUGGGAUGGGUAGAUACAAUUGAAAUGUCCGACAAUGACUUUUCCUGGAUUGAUCAUGAUGAUUUUGUUGAACUAGAACUUAAAAAAACUCUUUCUCCCUAUCCUAAGAUUAAAGUUGUUCCGUUUUUCUUCACUCCAAGAUUUAGUUAUUUUAGAGAGUUUGCAUUGCAAAAGGAUGGUCCUUUCCCAUUUGGUAACGAGACUAUCCAUGACUGUUUGAUGGAUUUGACUAAGCCAGCGGAAGUUCAAAGGCAGAUUCUUCGAGAAAGAAUUGAUUUAUUGGAAGAUGACUUGACUAAUAAAGAGGAUUUUCUUCGGAAGUUGAGAAUCCAGAAUGCUCCCGAAUAUCAAUAUUAUAUAAAUGUUACUGAAAAGGAGAUUCAGAUGUUAAAAGAAAAAUUGGAUGUCGUUUACGAUGCGUGGAGAAGUUUCGAGGAAGUGGCGGAUGAUAUAACUGAUGAUGAUGGAAAUACAUUGUUGCUGAAACAGGCUUCUGGAUUAUCUGCUUAUUCUAGCCAUAGGUCACAAUCGGACUUACUAGAAGCAAUAUCGCAUAGUCAUGGGGUAGUGGAAUUCCAUAAUCGAUUUAUUAUUCAUAAUCUUCAACUUAAAUGGGAUGACAGAAUACGAGAACUAGCAGUGGAGUAUUUACAAAGUGUAUCUGACCGGAAAAAUGCUGUAUAUUUUAUGAGUAAUUCAGCCGUUGAUUUAGUGGAGAGUAUUAUCAAUGAAACUCUCCAGGGUAAUGCAGGUGAACCUAUCAGUAUGAAACGUAACCAUUCUUAUAAAGAGUUUAAGAAAUCGGAAGAGAUAAUUGAUAGUUUUGAGGAUGAGAUAGAUGAAAUUAGCAAUCCAAACCAACAAGAAGCAGAAUAUAAAUAUGUAGUCAAGUUGAUCAAUCCUCAGAUCCAGUUAGUUAGCGAUAAGAACCCUGAUUCAUGUGUUUUGAUUACGUCUCGAGACCUCGAGAUGAGAAUAUUGGGUAUUAAUCUUAAAGACACGGUUAAUGUAUUGAAUAGUGAUGUCGAGAUGACUGGAGUGGUGGAAACGAGAUAUGGGGUUUUAUUCCGCGAUGCUCAGGUAUUUGUAGUAGGUAAGGAUGAUAGUGCAUUAACGAAUCCAAAAUCUAAAUUUACCCUGGGAUACUCCUCUUCGGAGAAUAAUUGGCCUCCAUGGUUUGAAUGUGAGGUUUGUUAUGACGGAUCGUGGGUACAUAGUUAUAUGGUUUCUGAGCGAAAUUCAAUGGCGCUUAUUUUUAAAGAACCGAAUCCACUUUUUCUUGAUUCAUCAUCAGGGUCCAGUUCGGUGGGUGGUGGUACGAUAUUGCCCGAGAAUGAAAUAACAGUAUAUUUGGCGAAGUAUGUUAUCAAUGCCACGUCAGCGCAAUAUUCAAGUAUAUAUUAUGUCAUUACUGAUCUAUUGGUGUAUUCUAAAACAGGAAAAGAUAAUAUGACUGGAAGGUUACAAAAAGUGAUGACGCUUUCAGAUUCUGAUGAUUUUAGAGGAUUAGAUAUUCGUAUCCGAGAACUUCAACAACUGAUUCGUGAAUAUAAACUGGUUUUAUUAUCAAUUGAUGUCAGGCGAAUUGUAUUGGAUGAAAAAGAUCGACAAUGUAUGAAUGUUUUAGAAUUAGAAGUCGAGAGAAUGAGAUGGGAGUUGCUACUUUUGAUGAAGGGGUUAAGAUUACGGCAUAAGUCUAAAGCAAAGCAAACAGCUAGGUAUUGGGAUAUUGUUGCUGAUCAAGUGAUCUGGCAUUUACUUGAUGAUAAUAGGGAACCAUUUAUUGAUUUUGCUUUGGCUGGUGCAAGAUAUCAUCGUGUUGAUUCCAUAGAUGGAAGUAAGUUUAACAAAGUUGAGAUAUCGAUGGUUCAGGGAUUUAAUUUGCAGAAUAAGACAGUUUAUCCACAAUUAUUGACUCCUUAUUUGGAAGAGAAGGUUAUUCAAUCUGAGCAAGAAAGGAAUAGAGAAGGCUGUACAAAUGAGAAGCCAAUUGUGAGCAUUGCAUGGACAAUGUUGGAUGCUGUUGGUGGGAUUUCGAUAAUUAAGGAUGCAAAAUUGGAUAUUGAGCCUUUGAGACUUGAAUUGGAUUAUACUACAGCUAAGAGGUUGGUAUCAUAUUUAUUCCCGGAUGAGAAUGAAGCAACAUUUGUUGAUUCUAGUGGUGAUAACGAUGAGGAAGUUGAUGAAGAUGAAGAGGAAGCAGCAAGUAGUAUUCAAUCGUCUGGUACAUCUCGAGCUUCUCGAAAUCCUUUGAGAAAAUUACUUUCCAAAACAAGAGCAUUUUCCAAUAAUUCCAGUGGAAAUUCUAGUAAUUCUUCAAAUGGUUCAACUACACUGUCCAGACAAAGCAGUAGUCAGACACGAGCAUCAUCUGAGCAGAGUAGCUCAGCGGGUACUUCUUCUCAAGAGGAUGAUUCUUUGGGACUUGGACAAGGACCAAAGUGCAAGUUUAUGAAGGUGCAUAGAAAGAGAUUAGACGAUAGUAAUGACGAAGAUAACCUUGCCAUAAUAAUUGGAAGAUCUAUGAAAUAUAAAUCAAUCAUUGAUAUUUCUGUACUGAACUUUACAUUGUUUGUUAGUUUUACUGGUCCCAAGAGUAUGCAUUUAUUGGAUGUUGAUAAAUUAGUGAUCAAUGUGCCCAAUUUAAGGUACUCUAAUAAGAUUUGGUCAGCUGAAGAGUUUAUGGAUAGAUUAAAGAAAGAUAUCAUUAAAGUUAUAAUCAGUCAUACAGGGAAAAUCCUUGGUAAUAAGUUUAAGCCCAAGAAACGGAUACUGGUCAAUGAGCCCUUGAAGCAGAUUUCCAAUUACGGUAAGUAUAUGACUUUGGAUGAUUUACAGAAACAGGGACGUGAAAGAAGAGUUUCAUUGAUACCUCAAGAAGUUCCAGAAUCACUGCCUACACCCCAAUCCGUGUUGACUCGAAAACAAUCUAUGAUAACCAAAACUGAGGCCACAGACGCUACUUAUGCUACAUAUCUCGCCGGAAACUCUACUUUGGAUGACGGCGAAGACGAAGAAUUUGAUGAUGCACUGCAAUAUUAA
Molecule: messenger RNA, 8256 nt
Organism: Hemisphaericaspora subhashii
Lineage: Eukaryota; Fungi; Ascomycota; Pichiomycetes; Serinales; Debaryomycetaceae
Exons: 1
Coding region: 1-8256 (2751 amino acids)
Source: RefSeq, a predicted model, not a curated record